UGUACGGUUCUCACUUUUUUCGGCCUUACACAACGGAUUUCGCGCCUUGUUUCCUUUCCCCCUCACCAGAGCAUUUUCUCCGCCGUUUCUUGUUGAUGCAACCCUUAUUAUUGCCUCCGAAUUCAAAUUGCACCAUCAACAAUUAAACCGAUCUGUAAGUUUAUUCCAUGAAACAACUAAUCAAAAUCGUUUAGUUUUAUAGAUUGAUUCCGUUGAUGUUCAAACAGUAUUCCAACAAUUGAUCUCUUCUGGCCUUCGAGUUCUGCGCUCUAUUCUAAUCACCAUCAUUCUUCCUCAAUUGGUGACUGCACUCAAAGCUACCGUUGUUGAUUGUCCGUGAUUCAACCAUGAAGAUUGGAAAGCCCCUGUACCUCAAAACCUGGAUUGAUAUUUGUUGAGUACAUGCGCUUCCUUGGAAGUGCCCUGUAUUCAAGGAAGUUGCUGUAAAAAUGGACUCCAUUGCCAUUGAGGCGUUUGGUAGACGUAAGCAUAAGCUUUCUAAGAGGCAAAAAUCCAACAAGGAGGGUCAAGACUUGACAAGCAACCUACCUGACCACGUUAUUGGCCACAUUCUUUCUUUUCUUCCGACUAAGGAAGCAAUUCAUACCAGUGUUUUGUCAAAGAGGUGGAUGUGUCUCGUGACAUUUAUCACUGGACUAAAUUUUGAUGACAGAGACUUUAAAACGAUAAGGAAAAAAAGCUUUAUAGCUUUUGUAGAUAGGGCACUGCUUCAUUGGAAUAGUGGAGGCUUCCAAAGUGUUUCUCUUGCAUUAUUAGAUACUUACGAUGCUUCUUGUAUUAAGAAGUGGAUAUCAGUGGUUUUAAAUUUGAGAAUCAAAAAGCUUUGUGUCAAUCUGCAGAAUGAACUUGCAGUUUCCUCGGAUGCCUUUUAUAAAUGCCGGUACUUAGAGGAAUUGGUGCUGAAUAGGUUUGCCAUCACAGUUUCUUCCUUCGUUUGUCUGUCAUCCCUAACGAUCCUGAAGUUGUCUAGAACUAAAAUUACUUGGGACUCCUCUAAUGAGUCCGAAACGUUGACACUUAAUUUCCCAGCUCUCAGAAAGUAUGAGACAUUAGAUUGUUCUUGGUCAGGUGUGAAGAGUGUCACUUUACAAGUCCCUCUACUUGAAGUGGUUUCAAUAAAGUAUACUUCUAACUCUCGUGAUUCACAUGUUGAAAUUAAGUUUUAUGCUCCACGGCUUACAAAAUUUUGUUAUUCUGGUUUUGUAUUGGAUACCAUUUUGUUAGAUACAGACAGUUUAGCAUCUGCUGAUAUUACUCUAUAUAAUAAUAAGAAGAGUGUGCAAGAAAUUGAGAUGUAUGUUUGUAAACUUCUCAGUAUUAACCCAGAAAGUCUAAAGCUGUGUGUUUGCAUUAAGCAGUUCAUCCUUGCAGGAUCGAAAGAUCCUUUUGCAGCUAUUCCUCCAUUUGGACUGUUGAGUUAUCUAGAAUUAAACUUUGUUGGCUGCGAAUAUUUAUUAAGCAUACUCCUAAAGACACCCUGCCUCAAGACUUUAGUUUUAAAGGUGAUAUAUUUUGAUGGAAUGCUGAUGAAUUUUGCAACUGUGCCUCAUUGUUUGCUAUUUACUCUUAAAGUGCUGAAGUUUAAAAAAUCUGUUGGUCAUGAGCGAGGGUUAAGUAUUGCCAAAUAUAUUUUAGAAAAUGGUCAGGUAUUGGAGAGGAUUAAUUUUUGCCUCUGUUCCCAGGAAGCUCAAGAGAAGGUACUUUCAUUUAAGAAAAGUUCUUGUUCAGUGAUUUUAGAAUUUUCAUCUGAGCUGUAAAAAUAUCAUUUGAGGAAGCUUUUUUUAAGAUUGGUAAAAAAAGGAGUACAAUUUUAAUGUGAGAAUGUAUGUAAUUGCUACAUGCAGCUUUAUUAAUCUAAUACACGUGACAUUUUUGAGUGA
This is a messenger RNA of Vicia villosa (hairy vetch), 1901 nucleotides long. RefSeq names its product F-box/FBD/LRR-repeat protein At3g14710-like. The transcript has 5 exons. NCBI's taxonomy places the organism in Eukaryota, Viridiplantae, Streptophyta, Magnoliopsida, Fabales, Fabaceae. The record is from RefSeq and is a predicted model, not a curated record. The coding region runs from base 450 to 1778 and encodes 442 amino acids. Gene Ontology annotation, molecular function: protein binding.